AUGGGUAUUGUUGGAGGGGACAUUGUUGGAGUGGACAGUGUUGGAGUGGACAUUGUUGGAGUAGACAUUGUUGGGUUGGACAUUGUUGGAGUAAACAUUGUUGGAGUGGACAUUGUUGGAGUGGACAGUGUUGGAGUGGACAUUGUUGGAGUAGACAUUGUUGGGUUGGACAUUGUUGGAGUAAACAUUGUUGGAGUGGACAUUGUUGGAGUGGACAGUGUUGGAGUGGACAUUGUUGGAGGGGACAUUGUUGGAGUGGACAGUGUUGGAGGGGACAUUGUUGGUGUGGACAUUGUUGGAGUGGACAGUGUUGGAGUGGGUAUUGUUGGAGGGGACAUUGUUGGAGUGGACAGUGUUGGAGUGGACAUUGUUGGAGUAGACAUUGUUGGGUUGGACAUUGUUGGAGUAAACAUUGUUGGAGUGGACAUUGUUGGAGUGGACAGUGUUGGAGUGGACAUUGUUGGAGUAGACAUUGUUGGGUUGGACAUUGUUGGAGUAAACAUUGUUGGAGUGGACAUUGUUGGAGUGGACAGUGUUGGAGUGGACAUUGUUGGAGGGGACAUUGUUGGAGUGGACAGUGUUGGAGGGGACAUUGUUGGUGUGGACAUUGUUGGAGUGGACAGUGUUGGAGUGGACAUUGUUGGAGGGGACAUUGUUGGAGUGGACAGUGUUGGAGGGGACAUUGUUGGAGUGGACAGUGUUGGAGUGGGCAUUGUUGGAGGGGACAUUGUUGGAGUGGACAGUGUUGGAGUGGACAUUGUUGGAGUAGACAUUGUUGGAGUGGGCAUUGUUGGAGUGGGCAUUGUUGGAGUGGGCAUUGUUGGAGUGGACAUUGUUAGAGUGGACAGUGUUGGAGUGGGCAUUGUUGGAGUCUGUUAA
This is a messenger RNA of Procambarus clarkii (red swamp crayfish), 879 nucleotides long. RefSeq lists its product as uncharacterized. The record is from RefSeq and is a predicted model, not a curated record. Lineage: Eukaryota; Metazoa; Arthropoda; Malacostraca; Decapoda; Cambaridae.